AUGGGAUGUACUGAAAAGGUGGUAUCAGCACAAACAUCGUACUUGAGUAUGAGAAGAGGAAAACGAAGUUUGGAACUCACUGGCCGAGCAUCUGUGAGUGCCGAAAGUGUUUCGCAAGCCGAUGCGACAUGGCGAAGUGGCAGUGCACCUGAUAUUAAUCAGCAUGUGCGCCUUGACGUUCCGUAUAGUAGUGUCGGGUUUUCUUGGCGCCAUAGUAGGACGGCCGAUAGUAGGUUUUGCAAUCUAUAUUGGGAAAGUGUUCAAAGUGUUACGCCGUCAGUGAAACACGGACAAAGACCUAGGUUUAAAGGGAAGAUGGUACCUUCACAAAGCCAAUCCAUGCAAUCGGAUGAGGCCAGCUGUGUCAAUGUGGGCGAGGGGCAGGGAAGUGUAGGCAAGAUUCCAAAGGGGUUCGUAAUCACCAGGUUGAAGGUUAAUAUUCAAGGCCAGCUGGAGAAAUGGGAGUAUCCGAUUGUCGCUUGA
Messenger RNA from Melampsora larici-populina 98AG31, 483 nucleotides. RefSeq lists its product as uncharacterized. The record is from RefSeq and is a predicted model, not a curated record. The transcript is spliced from 2 exons. Bases 1 to 483 code for a protein of 160 amino acids. Lineage: Eukaryota; Fungi; Basidiomycota; Pucciniomycetes; Pucciniales; Melampsoraceae.